Molecule: messenger RNA, 2862 nt
Organism: Penicillium egyptiacum
Lineage: Eukaryota; Fungi; Ascomycota; Eurotiomycetes; Eurotiales; Aspergillaceae
Source: the annotation of a GenBank genome assembly
AUGGAAAUUAAUUAUGUUAGAGACCUCUUAAACCGGCAUAUAAAGCUCACUCAUACCGAUAAAUUCACUGUUACUCGGAAAGUGUCAGCAGGGGCACCUUCUGGCUUAGAUUUAAACCAGGCAGGUGCCCCUCUACCAGGCGGGCUUGUACAGACAGGACUGGGGGAAAAUGCGGAUCCCCAACUAAGUACAGCUUCAUCCCUUCCUGGGUAUAUGCAGACUGCAGACGAUACAUCUACGACUAAGCCUCCCCUCCCUCCUAUAUGCGAACCAGAUCCAGAACUUCCAUCGUUUUCUUUUAACUACCUCGACGGUGUUAGCCUUCCCUUGUUUGACGCGCAGCCUGCAUUCUAUCCAGAGCUAUCACUCAAUGAUUCACUGCUCUUUUCGCCUCUGGACAACAACCACACUGGGCUACAAGUUGAAUAUCUGAACAGCGAAAAGGAACCAGACUCUAAUCACACUCUACCUGGAAGGCUAUCAAGGCUUGGGUCAUUUUCACCUGAGCCACAGACUAAAACGACCCAAGCUGAGCCUACUCAACCCUACCAACACAGUUUUUCAUUUAUGCGGAUAUCGCAGGAAGACUGGAUUCGGAUAUCAGAAAGCCUAGCAAAGUUCCAAAACAUCUUACCAGCCGAUCAUAAAUUGCCCUCCCGCCAUGCUUUUACACGAUACCUUCACGGCUUCGUCACUGGAUUCCAUCCUCAUUUCCCUAUACUUCACCUUCCGACACUUUCUAUUCAGAAGAUGCUUCCAGAGUUGAUUAUAGCUCUGGCAGCCGUGGGGGCGCAUUAUUGCCUCGAGCUGCAUCAAGGUAUCAAACUAUUUCAUAUUGCAAGGGCCAUUUCACUGGAGCAGAUUCGUCUCCGUGAGUCUAUGAUGGAACAAAAAGAUGCUUUUCCAGAUCCUGGAGGGUUCUUCCCAACCCCACCGAGCGCAAGCACAAGGUAUUACGAGAACCCACAGUUCAACACUCAAGACCUCGCCCAACAGCCGAUGGACUCGAAGGAAGAUCAUGCCACAAUCGGAACAAUGCAAGCUCUUUUCUUUCUAAUGGCUAUGGCAACAUGGGCAGGCGCUCAUCGGCCGUUGGUGCGCCACGCCAUUUCAACGCAGAGCGUUCUUGCUAUGAUGAUCCGUCAACAUGGACUGCACGAAACACCAUCAAAUGCAUCUACGUGGGAGGAUUGGGCACGAGUCGAAAGCUCUCGGAGAACUAAACUGAUUAUAUUCUCCUUUUUCAAUCUACAUCGGAUCUUGUUUAAUUUGCCUUCUCCGGUCAUGAUGUCUGAUGUCAACCUGAGAUUGCCAUGUACAGAACAACUAUGGAAGGCGCCCAGUGCCAGAUAUUGGAGUUCAAUCGUCCAGGAUUUUGAACAGCCAUUACUGUUUCAGGACUGUUUUGAAAUGUUGUUCAGGCCAAGUAAGCCUGCGCCCGCAUGCUCGUCAUUGGGAAGUCAUAUCAUGAUUCAUGCACUUUUGCAACAUAUAUUCUCCGUUCAACAAGCGACUCGUUUGAGCAGCUUAAAUGAUGGACUGGGCUCUGAACUGUCCGUAUCUCUCGGGCAAGCCCUGAAAAAAUGGCAAAAAGUGUGGGAGCUUAAUUCGGAAUCCUCCCUGAACCCCCUUGAUAAACAUGGUCCAAUUGCUUUCAAUUCAACAGCUCUAUUUCAUCUAGCCUACAUCCGAUUAGCCGCAGAUAUCGGUCCGGCACGCUCUCUAUUAGAGCAAACUCAUACUCAGAUCGCAACAAGGCUUAUGGAUCAGCCUGAUCUUCGACGCGGACCAAUGCUCACAUUGGCUGCAAGGCACGCAGUGACAUUAUGCCCGCCAGUGCAAAUGGGAGUAUACUUCGUCGGUCGGGCCCCGAGUUGGUCUGUCAUGCAUGCAGUUUGCUCGAUGGACUACGCAUAUAUCCUAAAUCAGUUUUUGAAGGCCACUACGACGAAGGAAUUGGAAUAUCCGUUGGGGGCCGACGAGAAGCUUGUGCUUAACGUUUUGAAAGAGACUCUACGUGAGGUGGAAUCGUCCAGCCCGCAUGGGAAUCCAGGGGUGAUAGACUGUACACCACAUCUGCUUGGACCAAAGGCAGUCAGGGCUUGGGCUACCAUUCUCCAAGGAAUGCGGACUUGGAAUGCUGUUGAUUUGAUAACAAAGACGCUGUUUACUUAUGUCGACCUAUUGGAACGGCGUGUCUGUCGAUUGCUACAGGAACCCUUCGUAGGGCAUUAUCCCUCAGCUAGUCCCCUCCUAUGCCCCAAUCCCCCAAUCUGCCCCACAGGAAGGGGGUUUGGGGUAAAUAUCAACUCCCCAAAUCUAUCGCAUCAUAAUACAUCUGAUAAUCCAAUUUCGCAGUCAACAAAACCCAGACUGUGUUUACAAGUUUGCUUGAUUAUCGUCAUAAUGUCGACCGGCCCUGAAUUUGAUGGUCUUCACACCAAGAUGUUUGAUCUUGGACUCCAGAACCGCCGUGAAGUUGUUGGAGACGCCUAUGUCAACACUGCAUUGGAGAAUGGAUCGAGUGAAUUCUCUUACCCUGGGCAGCAGCUCGUGACUGAAUGGUGUUGGGGCAAUGUCUGGUCUAGACCUGGAUUGGAACGCAAGCAGCGCAGUCUCCUCAAUAUCGGCAUGCUGAUUGCGUUGAAGAGUUGGCCUGAAUUGGGUGUCCAUGUCCGUGGUGCCAUAAACAAUGGCCUUACAGAGGUCGAAAUUCGCGAAUCUAUUCUUCACGCUACUAUCUACUGUGGCGUGCCUGCUGGCGUGGAGGCUAUGAAGGUUGCUGAAAAGACUCUUACGCAUAUGGUUGCGAAGGGUGAGCAUAAGCAGGAAUUGGCCGAUAAGUCGCCUUUGGUCCGUUAG